UUACAACGUGUCUUACAGUUUAAUUGACUGCUUGUACCACACAAAACUGUAUUGAACGACUAGGCUGUAUUGAUCUGUUCUCUAAGAAUUUUUAAGCUUGAUGAUGUUUUCUUAUGGUUUUCUCAUGUUUCUUAUGUUCUUCAGCUUGUGGUUUCUUAGGUUUCUUAGGUUUCUCGGCUCGGCUCAUAUUCGGGCUGGCACGGCUAAAAAUGCGGUUCCUCGUAGACCCUAUUGUGGGACGUAUAUUUCCAUCUUUUCCGCUUUUUGGAAUAGAAAUCUUUUUCUUUCGAUUUAUUCAAAAACACUAAAAAGUUCUAGAUUUUUUUCUCUACAAAAUAAGCCUAUGUGAGAUACGAUUAAGGUAGGUAGGUAAGACUCUUACCUACCCAUUUUGUUUUUAAUAAAUUUAAUUUUAUGAUUUUUAUCUAUUUUUUAUGAUAUUUUAUCGUUCUUGAUUUUACUCGUUCUUGCUUCACCGUUCUGCUGAUAUUUUUACCUUUUUCUGUCUUGUCAGGGUGUUUCAUCAAGAUUUCAGCCACGAUUGACCAAUCGCCGCAAAAGGUUUCUUCGGAGAGCCAGAGGCGACUGUUCUGUAAAUCUAAAAUGCCAGUGGAUCAAGAAGAGGAAAACACGGAAUCACAACAGGAGCGCAGCAGAAAACGGCGUAAACGCAAGGCCAAGAGCGAUCAGCGGGAUGAUCCCAUGGAUGCUUGGUUUUGGUCAAAUGCCAGUACUUCCAGCCUCGAAAGCCACUUUCAGCAAAUGUUGUGCACGAUUUGGCAGCGAACCUAUGGGUUAACUGCUUUAUGUCCUAUGCCAUUUAUUCCGACACAACAGAGAUGCUCAUCAACGGGAUCGCUGCAGCAGCCCUACCUCCGUGAUAGUUUCAGGAUUACUGAAGAAAAUCUGAACUCCGUGAAGAGUGAGGUGGGACAAAUGGAUCCCGAAGAAUGGCGAUCGUUAACAAAUUACACGGAUCUGGCAUCGCUCCUGCGUUAUGAUGUCAAAAACAAUCAAGACCUCGAGCUGGGCACCAAUGCUUGGCUGAAAUUUUGGAAUAUUCUUCACGAAUAUCCUGAAUUAACAAAAUCAGACGGAACGGCAACAUUUUCUUCCCUGCAUUUAUGCGAAGCGCCCGGCGCUUUCGUAUCCGCACUCAAUCAUUUUCUCAGCUGCAAACUGCCCGAAAUUCAUAAAUCUUGGAAGUGGUUAGCGUCGAGUUUGUCACCUUACGACACGGUGGUGAACAAGGAGGCGAUUGUGGAGGACACACUUAUACGAUGCACGAAGCAUAACUGGCAUUUCGGAGCAGAUGACAGUGGUGACAUACUGCGGCGGGCGAACCGCAGCGCCCUUGUAGAGGCUGCGAAGACUGCACUGGGCGACGUUUGGCUUGUUACUGCGGACGGCGGCCUGGAUUGCAGCGAACAUCCUGCAGAUCAAGAGGAAACGCUGGCAGCGUUGAAGUUAGCAGAAGCCGUUACAGCUCUGCGAAUUUUAACGAAAGGAGGAAAUUUUGUGCUUAAGAUUUUCACAACAUUUCUAUGGAAAACCUGCGUACUCUUGAGAAUUUUGUGUGGAUGCUUUUUAAAGGUAAAUCUUUACAAGCCACCAACGAGCAAAUCUGGCAAUUCUGAAACAUAUGUCGUAUGCCUGGAUUUUUGUGGCGAUUGCAAUAGUGUUGACAGCAUAAAUUAUUUACUUGAUCUCGAAGCAUCUGAUCUUCCCUCGGAGUACAUGCAUUCCAUCGUCGGCGAUGAAUUUGUGCAAGAAUUGGACACCGUUUCGCAGUUAUUUGCGCAGUUCCAGUCCGAAGCGAUUCGGACAAAUUUGGCGGUUUAUUCCACCUCGGGGAACAGAAGACAGCGAACAUGCUUUCACCGCGCUAAGCAGCAGUUUUCACAGCAGUUUUUACUGCGCGCUCCAGUUCCACCAUUGUCGAAAGAAAAUAAACUGUUAACUGUAGAGGACGCUUCUGUCGAAGAUACAGUGUAGUAAAUCGUACGUACUCGUAAUAAGUUUAAUCCCAAUAGAAACAUGUGCGAUGGCGAAAAUUAUUCAAAGCAAAAAUCUUGGGCAGAUCGGAAGCAGUUUAAACUAGGCACCUAUUGCAGAAGCGG
Messenger RNA from Paramacrobiotus metropolitanus, 2120 nucleotides. Its product is annotated as cap-specific mRNA (nucleoside-2'-O-)-methyltransferase 2-like. Gene Ontology annotation, biological process: 7-methylguanosine mRNA capping. Gene Ontology annotation, molecular function: methyltransferase cap1 activity. The record is from RefSeq and is a predicted model, not a curated record. Lineage: Eukaryota; Metazoa; Tardigrada; Eutardigrada; Parachela; Macrobiotidae. Bases 604 to 1995 code for a protein of 463 amino acids. The transcript has 3 exons. Gene Ontology annotation, cellular component: nucleus; cytoplasm.